Formica exsecta is the source of this 1779-nucleotide messenger RNA. RefSeq names its product transmembrane protein 114. Lineage: Eukaryota; Metazoa; Arthropoda; Insecta; Hymenoptera; Formicidae. Gene Ontology annotation, cellular component: plasma membrane. The transcript has 7 exons. Bases 342 to 980 code for a protein of 212 amino acids. The record is from RefSeq and is a predicted model, not a curated record.
UUGUAACUAUUGCUGGUUGUGCUUCUCUUCUUAAGCUACUAUUCACGUAUUCAGUGUGAGAUCAGUGUCAGACCGUCAAUCAGUGCGUUCAGACGGUAGAGCUCCGUCUUGCGUAGUGUUAUACUAUUUUGUGAGGCCUGUCGCGCCAACCGAGGAAGAACGGUAUUUUCGGUGUUUUGCGCUCGAACCACAUCUCCUAAGAUAUUUCGAGGUUGUUGGUCCAAGUUAAGUUAUAAACACCGACUGUAGUGAACGUCGUAGCAGACAUUAUCGAUUUAUCGCACGUGCCAGAUACGCAUUCUUGAAUUGCUACCAAGAAACAGGGAGAAACAGAAAACGACAUGGCAGGUCGAAUGAAGGCAUUGUACAAUCAGGUUAUUUUUGAAAGACGACUCCUUCUGGGUUGUACUGCUCUUGUGGGACUGUCGUUAUGCAUAUGGUCCGUGGCUAUAGGAACUGAUCAUUGGUUUGCAGUAAAAUCACCUGAUGAUCAAGGUUUACCUCUGGGAGGUGAUAAAGUUGGCAGAAGAUUGAUUUAUAAACACACGGGUCUCUGGAGAAGCUGUAUCACGGGAUUGAUGCCCGUAUCGGAAAACUCUACGAACUUAACGCAAUAUAAGGAAUGCGAGUAUAUGAAUAUGUUUCCGACAGAAAUACAAAUAGAAUUAGAUCCAAGUUUGAAUUUGAUAGUACUGAAUUACGCCAAGACUCAAGUCUCAUUUGCUUUAAUCAGCCUUUUCAUAAUGGUGAUGGGUUUUUUCUUUUCAAUUUACACAUUUCUAAAUCCACGUUAUAUGUUUAAGCGUCUUGCUGGAGGAAUACACUUCAUAACUGGAAGCCAAUCUGCAGUCAACAAGGGAUAUAUCUGCCAUCCUGAAGAGCCCAUUGCAGGACCUUCUUUUUUGGUCAACCCAUUAGAAGACGAAUCUGAUAAGCUUGUAUCAAAGAGAUUUGUUGGACCGCUUGCAACAUGGUGGUGAUACAAGUGCUGCUUUCUUCAAUCGAGUAUGAAAGUAAACAUGUCUCCGCAACCUUUCCAAAGGGUGCAUUGAUGAAAUAUGAUUAUUCGCUUAUUCUUGCAUGGAUCGUGUUUAUGUGCAAUCUUAUGUCUGGCCUCGUCUUCAUGCUUUUCUCAAGGAAGAGAAAGAGAGAUAAAGCACCUACGGAAGAAAUAGCUAUGGCUGAUGAGCCAACAAUAAUCGGACGUUAAAUUUUUCUUGUUACUGUUAUUGUCAUUAAUUUUAUUCUUAUUGUUAUUCAUUAAAACUAAAAGAUUUGAGCGUGAAUUAUAAAUAAUGCUAGCUAUGUGAAUAUGCCUAUAACUAAUUUUUAUAUUUUUCUUCCUUAUGACGAACUGAUGAAAAAACAGAGCUAUUGUACAUAAUAUUAGAAAAAGUGUAAUGAAUAAAUUUACACAUACACUAAUUAAUAUAACAAGAAACUUUGAAGAAUUUUUAUUUUGUGCAAAAAAAAAUGUAGAAAAUUAUGAUCGAGUAACUAUGUACAUACAUUUAUAAAUAUAUAUACAAGGUGUAUAUAAAGGGACAACCAAAUAUUUUGUAAAUAUUAAAAAAGGUGCUUUAAACAAAAAUUGUAACGUUUCAAGUGAUGCAUAAUAGUAUUGUCUUGAUCUUGGGUUACUUUAAAGAUUCAGUAAAAAUUAUUUAGAAUUUUUUUAAUAGAAACUCCCAUUUUUUAUAUUCUAUCUGAUGGUCAAAACGAUAUGUAUCAUAUUAUAGCAUAUUUCAAAAUAAUAUAAUUAAACUCUCUUUUGUUAAG